AUGGUUGUGGCUAGGCCUACAGUAGGAAAAAUGGGCGAAUAUGAGGCCGAACAAGCGCGAUUACUCAAACUUUUUGAUGAAUGUACGAGCGAUGAUGAAAUACCAUCAGAAGAAGAAUAUCAUUCAGAUGAAGAAUUGACUCAAAUACGAAGUGAUUCUGAACCAGAUAGUGAGCAUGAAGUUAUGAAUGAAUCUUCUAGUGACGAGGACUUGACAAGUAGGCAGCUACGAGUGCAAGCAGAAAUACAACUUUCUAGCAAUGAAAGGAUUGGUACUGACAAUGAAGAAAUGCAGACAGAGAUUUUCCAUAGUGUAGAACUGACUGAUGUUGAAUCAGCUUCAUAUCCAGGCUCCUCUGGAAGUAAAGAAAUCAAUUUGCACGUUUUAAAACCAGCACUAUCUUCACCAGUAAAUCUUAAAGAAAAUACUCAUCUGCUGAAUGUAUUAGCUUCUGAAGUAACUUCUGGUGAUAAUUCGAGUUCUGGAUCUAGCAAUUUGUGGGAACCAUCAGAUUCUGAACGUGAACAUGGAAAAGCUGAUUCCGAAGACCCUUAA
This is a messenger RNA of Diabrotica balteata, 555 nucleotides long. The record is from the annotation of a GenBank genome assembly. NCBI's taxonomy places the organism in Eukaryota, Metazoa, Arthropoda, Insecta, Coleoptera, Chrysomelidae.